AACGCUAUUCACACCCCCUCUAGCAUUGGGCCUUUAUGCUAACAAUUGGUAUCAUAGCAAUACUCUCUUAAAGACUUAACCGUUUGAGAGAAACGAUCAAUGGCUUCUACUCAAAGUUCAUACGCAGGUUUAGGUGAAGGGCAAUCCACCACGAGGCCUCCAUUGUUUGACGGAACAAACUACACCUAUUGGAAGGAGCGGAUGAGGAUUUACAUCCAAUCCACAAACUUUCUCCUUUGGAGAAUUAUCAAAAAUGGUGAGGACGUGCCAAUGAAGAAGGUCGAGGAAACCAACGUCCCUAAGAGCGAGGAUGAAUAUGAUGCACAAGACAUCAAGAAAGUGGAAAACAAUUCCAAGGCCAUCAACAUCAUCUAUUGUGCCGUUAACCCGGAUGACUACCGGAAGAUUUCUUGUUGCACCACCGCAAAGGAAAUGUGGGACAAACUAGAAAUCACCUACGAAGGUAUGGAUCAAGUCCGAGAAGCUAAAGCCGAUGCCAUUCAAGAGUCCAUCGGCAUCACCAAUGUCACCAUUGACGGACUUAGAGGUAACCUCAAAACCUAUGAGUCCACCAUUCUAUUCCCUUCUUUAAGUGAACAAAAGAAGAAGGGGAUUGCACUCAAGGCUACCUCAAGCCAAGAACCCGCCAUGGAGGAAUCAAGAGAUGAGGACAACGAGUUCGGGCUCGUCAUCAAAACGUUCCACAAGUUCAUGCGAAAAGAGUAUGAACGAAAGGGCAAAAAGCAUGGAGGACCACCCAAGUGCUAUGGGUGUGGAGAAGUUGGGCACAUCAAGCCAAAAUGCCCAAAUGCCAAAAACAAGAAGGAGAAGAAACUGUUCAAGAAGCACCGAGCUUACAUUUCAUGGGGAGGUGAUUCCGGCGAUGAGUCAUCGGAAGGCGAAGAGAAUGAAAGCGCCAACCUUUGGCUCAUGGCACACGAGGAACCACCGGAAGAGGUAUGUACCACUUCUAAAGAUUCCUAUACUCUGGAUGAUGUACAAGAAGCUUUUAAUGAACUCUAUGAUGAAUAUGUCAAUGCUUCUAAAAUUAACAAGGAUUUAAAGAAACAGCUUACUUCCAUGGAGAAGGAAGUUGAUAAAUUAUCAAAAGAUAAUGAAAGACUCAAAGAAGAAAAUAAGUUUUUCGGAAAAAGAAGCGCCGACAAACCGAAGAGUUCAAAAUGUAGUUCAUGUACAUCACUUAAAGAACAAGUUGCAAAACUUGAAGGAACCUUAAAGAAGUUUGGUGUUUCUCACAAAAUCUCAAUGAUGUCCUUGAUAAUUUGCAACUUACUAAACAUGGCUUAGGAUUUGAAAAUGAAACCAAUAAUAAGGAAAAAGUUGAGCAACCACCUAAACAACCUAAGGCUCAACCUAGGAAAACUAAAAUGAACAAUAAUAGACAACCUACAUC
This is a messenger RNA of Cuscuta campestris, 1414 nucleotides long. The record is from the annotation of a GenBank genome assembly. Lineage: Eukaryota; Viridiplantae; Streptophyta; Magnoliopsida; Solanales; Convolvulaceae.